This is a messenger RNA of Caretta caretta (loggerhead turtle), 3513 nucleotides long. The record is from RefSeq and is a predicted model, not a curated record. NCBI's taxonomy places the organism in Eukaryota, Metazoa, Chordata, Testudines, Cheloniidae.
AGACUUUCCCCCAGAAAUGUGUCUUGUACUGCCCAGCCCUCUCCUGGACAACACAAGCUCAUAUAAAGUCCGUCAUUUUAUUACUAGAAAAUGAUGUGCACAAAUCCUGUUAUCUCAAAUGGAGCUUCCCAAACACUUCAGUCCAAGCACUCUGGUCUAGAUAAAGCAAUAAAACUAGUUUAACUACUACAGAAAGAUGGAUUUUAAGUGAUUACAAGUAAUGAGGCAUAAAAGUCAGAACUGGUUACCAGAAAAUAAAAGUAAAUCGCAACUAAGGCCUAACUGAACAAGUUAGAGUGAAUUCAAAGCCAAGGUGUCUCUCAUCACACGUUUCAUCAGUCUUACUGGCUGAAUGUUUCCAUCAGGGUCCCUCCCCCAGUCCAAAGCUGUUCCCUUUGUUCUUCAGGUGUCGUGGAUGCUGUGGGAAGAGAGAAAGGAGGAACCAUUAGGAGCAUCUCCUCUUUCCGUUUUUAGCUCUUUCUGUUCUUGGAGAAUCAUCUCCAGCUGAGGUUCAGGAGACAGAAAGUCUAUGUGGAUGGGAACCCCCAGUUGUUUCUUUGUCAAGAUGUAAAUCUUCACCCACAUCCUCUUUCCUGCCAAAGAGAGGCCACUUAACCGGGCGAUGGUCCAUUUGAUUUUGUUGACACCUGGCUGAGGCGUUGGCUACAUUUUUGUCUCUGGCCUGCAUUCUUCCCUCAUCCAAGGAGGAGGGGCCUGGCAUGCUUCCUGCCAGCCAGCUGCGGGUGUCUGCUGUCCCCCACUACGUCUACACAACGAACUAGGGGUAUGACUCCUCUGCCCCAUCGAGGCAGCACAAGGAUCAACAGCAGCAGCAUCAGUGGUGGCCCAGCUGAUCCGGGCCAAACAGAAACCUACCCUGAAGACGGACAUUGCCACGAGCCACCUGUAAGUGGCAGUGGGCAGAAGCUCAUCCCCUCACCCUGUAGUCCAGGAACCUGCCUUUGACCUGUGCAGCCACAUCCUUAAAUAGCUGUUCCACAAAAGUCUUGAGGAGGCAAUCAGAGGACAGAGUCGUGGCUUGGAGGCCUGGUUUGGAGCAGAUGGAGAGUAGGCAUCACUGGUGACAUACAGAGGAUGCUGGUGCAGCAAGACUUCCCAAAGCUCCUCCAGCUACCUCCUGCACUGCACUGCUCCGCUCCUCCCCGCUGCCCCCCGUGACCAUGAGAGCAGUCUGUCUCAUCCUGCUGUGUCUGCCAGCAGCACUCCUGGCCCAGGGACAAUACGAUCUCGAAGGACCCCCUUAUCUUGACCAGCUGCAGUAUUCCCAGUACGACCCUCAGUUAGACAAUCAAGAUUACUAUGACUAUCAAGAUGUCACCCAGCGCACUCCCGAAGAGCAGUUCCAGUAUCAGUCCCAGCAACAGACCCAGCAGGAGAUCAUCCCAGCGCCAACCCCCGCUCUUCCCGAGACCGAACCCACAGAACCUGGACCUCUUGAUUGCCGGGAGGAGCAGUAUCCCUGCACCAGGCUCUACUCCGUCCACAAGCCCUGCAAGCAGUGCCUGAACGAGAUCUGCUUCUACAGCCUUCGACGGGUGUACGUUAUUAACAAGGAAAUCUGUGUCCGUACUGUCUGCGCCCACGAAGAGCUGCUCCGAGCUGACCUGUGCCGUGACAAGUUCUCCAAAUGCGGCGUGCUGGCAACCAGCGGCCUCUGCCAGACCGUGGCUACCUCCUGCGCCAGAAGCUGCGGCGGCUGCUAAGGCUGGACGGCGGAUGCCCCAGCAGACGCACAGGCCACGACUCUGCUCAAGGCCAGGCCAAGCCGACCCAGAGGAAAGCUCUCUCCCCGAGCUACCUUCCGUCUGCCCCGGUAGAAUAACAUUGUCAUUGUGCUCAUGAAAUCAAUGGUGCUAAGGAAACAUGGUGCAUGAAACAGCAUAGAAGUCCAUUUUGUGCACAUAAUAUAGGGAUUUUUAUGUUUUUUUAUUACUUUUUAUGAUAUUGGAAGAGUCACCGGCAGGGGCUGGGCUGAGCCAGUGCAGUCUGAUUGGACUCAGCUGGCGCACGCCAGCCCAGCCGGGCUGCUGGCUCAAUUUAUACGUAGAGUAUCCAAGAGAACAAGUGUAAGGGGUUGUCUGAAUUUCUGGUCUGUUCCCCCCACCCCACCCUUUUGCUGCUUUCUUAGACCGUUGCCCCCGUCUCUCCUUCCUCCUCCUCCUCCUUUCCAGUGGAUUUGAUGGCUGCUGCUUUAUUCCUUGGUUUGGACCAGGGUGCAGUUUGAAGCUCAUCCUGGAUGCUUGCCCAAGGGUCUAUUGUUUGGGGCCCAUCUGGCCCCAAAAUUGUGCCGGGCUUGGUCAACUCUGUAGCUGCCACAACGCUGCUGUAGCUGGGCUCUGCCCGCUGCGUCCCACCCCCACUCUGCCUCACGCCCCGGUCUCCUUGUGAACGCGCCAGCUGGCUGAGUGGCAGCUUGGCACAUGCCCCCAUUCGCCUCUGCUCAAGUGUCAGGAUAGCACUGAUUGUUACCUGACCCGCGGCGACUGCCGUGAGGGAAACAGUGGCUCGGCUGAAGAUGUCUGAGCUGGGCUGCAGCAGGUACAUUGUACUGCCCGAGAGGCAGCCCGGGGCGUAUUUUGACAGCUGGCAGUUUCAUCGUUGGGUGCUGCUGCAGAGAUGGGAGAAGCCCAUUCUCUCCGUGCAGGGACUUUGGAUCCCAUGGGGGAGAUGACGGGCUAGAGAGGUCAGCUGCCAGAGCAAAUUACUUACGCCCAUUGCAGCCAACCGCAACUGUAGGAGCUCGGCCCUUCAGAAACUCAGAGCUCGGAUGAUGCUGGUGCCUGCUCCCACCUGGUCCUUACUUGAAGAGAAAAUGACUCUUUUGAGGUAGACACCGCACAGACGGGUGGAUGGAGGCCACUCAUACCAUCUCCCUCUGUGCUUUACCAAAGUCAGCCCUUUUCAGGUGUGGACUUUAACUCUUUCCCCAUGCUCUUGCUCCUUCAUCUCAUCUGCUUCCUCGGACGGGUGCCAGCCCCCUCAUACCACUCCCGGCUGUGUCCACCUGCAGGGGAGCCUUGUGGUCCACUGUUCACUUAAAAAUCAUUGGCCGUCUCUGCCUCAAUGAGCCAGGAAUCUCUCUUUCUUGCAGCUCCAGACCUGAUCCAACCGGGGGACCCCUCCCCUCCUUCCCUUCCAGCUAGGUAUUUAGGGUUACCGCGCUCAGCAUUUCUGUGCGUAAAUGAUUUAGGAACCUAAAUCCCAUUGGCAGUCAGAGAUUUAGGCUCCUAAAUAGCAAUGCUGAGUACAGCAACUGCAAAAUAGCUUUUGUAAAAAAGGAGCUGGGCCAUUGAUGCAGAUGUGGCCCUGACUGCGGGCGGUGAACUGGCCCAGGCUCACUUGCUCCCAGGGCUUAGAGGGGCCCCGCAGCGUUGCAUUCUCCUGUACUGUUCUGGUUUUCUUGCUUUCGCUGUAGCGUUGUACGGAUAAUUCCUUUUUUUUUUUUUUGUACAAAAUGAAUGUUUUAAAAAAAUAAACAACCCGAAAAGGUCA